AUCAAUUUUUUGUAUAUAUAUAAAAAAUACACACAGAGACUGAAGCAGGAAGCAAUGGCGGUGUUGAGUCGAUUCGCGAGAGCAACUAGGUCAUGGCGAACAAUCCCCUCCUCCUCUCUUAGAACCCUAAACCCUUCACGUGCCACCUCAUGUGACCUUCCUCCUCCCACCCCCCUCUUUCUCCGUUCUUUUAAUCACCAAAUUCAUUCAAGUUCAUCAGAAAUUCUACGGCCCAGAUGGGCUUCUAAUGCUAAUGAGCUGCCGAACUCUUUAUUUCCAGCAUUACUAGCUAGUUUCAUUGGAGUUGGAAUGUUACAAGUAGCCCAUGCAGAUUCUGAUGAGAAUGCUAGUAAACCUCCUUUGCCAUCAGAAUCUUCUCCUUCGAGUUACGGUGACUUGGAGGAGAUUGCUAAGAAAGAACGGCAGCGAAUUGAAGAGUUACUUAAAAGCAAAGGAAUCAAAUAUGGGUCUUUUCCUCGCUUCACUAUUGCUGUGAAGGGCCAAAAGGUUACAAUCAAGUUCCAAAUUCCACCUGCAUGUGAUACGCCACAGUUGAUUGCAAACCUUGUUUCUAAUCUUGGAGUGAAGGUCGAUGAGCGUGGUGCUGGUUCAGAUAUGUCAUUACGUGCUUGGGACAGUGCAGUUGCCUGGCAAUUAACACUUAAUUAUCCAGAGAAACAGAAGGAAAUCAGUGGGGAAAGGGGGCAUUCAGGAGAUAUGAAAGUGCCCGAGGGAGAUCUAUGCAUCCUCUUAUUUCGUUCACUCAUAAGUUCAGAUAAAGCUGAAGUUGAGUUUAUAAAGAGUGGGAGCUUGAGCACCACAGAGCUUGAUGCUUUUGUGUCUGUUUUACAAUUAGCUGGUAGUAAAUUAAGGCCCCUGGACAGAAAACCAGCGGAAGGUUCUGCACGGGUGCCAUCUGCGGACAAAUCAGUUGCCAGUUUAGAGUCCAUGGGAGUAAGAAUAUAUGGACUUGAUGAACCCCUUGUGAAUUCUUCUAGCAAUGAUAUAUCAUGGGAAAAUAUUGCUGGAUAUGAUCAGCAAAAAAGAGAGAUAGAAGACACAAUCUUAUUGGCUCUUCAAAGUCCUGAAGUAUAUGAUGAUAUUGCUCGUGGGACUCGGCGCAAGUUUGAGUCAAAUAGACCUCGAGCUGUGCUUUUUGAAGGUCCACCAGGUACAGGGAAGACAUCUUGUGCACGUGUCAUUGCUACUCAAGCGGGUGUCCCAUUGCUGUAUGUACCACUGGAGGUUGUCAUGUCAAAAUAUUAUGGAGAAAGUGAACGCUUGCUGGGAAAAGUUUUCACACUUGCAAAUGAGAUCCCUAAUGGUGCUAUUAUAUUUCUAGACGAGGUUGAUUCAUUUGCUGCUGCUCGAGACAGUGAAAUGCAUGAAGCCACUCGUAGAAUCUUGUCAGUUCUGUUGCGACAGAUUGAUGGAUUUGAACAGGAUAAGAAAGUGGUAGUAAUUGCCGCGACAAAUAGAAAACAAGACCUUGACCCUGCUUUAAUCAGUCGGUUUGAUUCAAUGAUUACCUUUGGCCUACCUGAUCGGCAGAAUCGACAGGAAAUAGCUGCCCAGUAUGCGAAGCACCUAACAGAAUCUGAGUUGGAGGAAUUUGCUAGAGUAACAGAGGACAUGUCUGGAAGAGACAUUAGAGAUGUGUGUCAACAGGCAGAACGGUCAUGGGCAUCGAAGAUAAUUCGAGGACAAGCGAGUAAAGAUGGAGAACAAGGAAAUCUUCCACCUCUGGCAGAAUACACUGAGAGCGCCAUGAAUAGAAGGAAGGCUCUAGCUAGUAUUGCAGAACAGAAAAGCCAAGGUUCUAUCAUGCGCCCACAGAAACCUCAAUUGGAUACAUGUUAGAGAGGUGAUUUCAGCGAUAGAGACACAAACCAUAGGCAUAUCUCUGCAUAUAAGGUGUAUUCCAACAAUCAUAUCUAGAUAUAGUUUCUUAUGCGGAGCAAUCAAACUAGUCCUUGUAAAUAAUUCAGCAGAAGACCAAUUUCAAGUUUCGCUGUACUUAGGAUUAGGAUGUCCCAUGCUUAUUAGACAACACCAUCAAACAUAAUGCAAAGAUUGGAUGCAAAAUCUCUUUAUUGCUC
Molecule: messenger RNA, 2099 nt
Organism: Populus nigra (black poplar)
Lineage: Eukaryota; Viridiplantae; Streptophyta; Magnoliopsida; Malpighiales; Salicaceae
Exons: 14
Coding region: 55-1860 (601 amino acids)
Biological process (GO): proteasome-mediated ubiquitin-dependent protein catabolic process
Cellular component (GO): proteasome regulatory particle, base subcomplex
Molecular function (GO): proteasome-activating activity; ATP binding; ATP hydrolysis activity
Source: RefSeq, a predicted model, not a curated record